AUGAACAUGUACGGUUCGCCUGGCGCUACUGUGCCCGCGGGCGCCUGUGAUAGCUCGACUACUUUGGAGACCCUUCCAGGAGUAUUUCACGAAAAUUUUGCAUUAGAGAGAAGGAUUGCUCCACAGAAGAGCACAUCAGCUUCUUGUGGAAAAUGGAAGAAGCGCUUCUUGGGCCAGUGUCUCGUUUUCGUAAAAGCUGUUGUGUUGCUGGUUGGGCGCGCGGUGCACUUUCGUAGAUACGCACCACCGUAUUUUCUCGUAGCCAAUGAUGAGCUAAAACUGCAGGGCGCCAAGCUCAGUGUGGCCGAAGGGCAGCCUCUAUACGACGAGUGGGGUUUGCCUUCAAUUGAUCAUUUUGAACAGACAUUGACGCCGGCUAUGAUGCGAGACAAAGAAGUUCUCGCUACCAGAAUAGCGGCCGAAGGGGGAUUAAAGCGAUUACCGGGAAACAAUAAGUUGGGAGUACUGUUCGCAGUUGGGCUCGUCUCACCUGGUGGUAGGGGCACAGGACUCGAAGACGAAGGUGGUAGUCGCACUGCGAUUUAUGUGAUUUCGGCUCCAGCAGUGCCUUCGGAAACACCUGUAAGAGGCUUAGUUGGUAUCACACCAGGAUACACAGAACCCGAUCUCUUGAUGGGUAUUAUGAAAGGAUAUCCUCCCAACCAGGCGAGUUCUGCAGUGCCAGAAGCUUCCACGGACUUGUGUACGCUCGGAGUAAUUCUGUACGAGCUCUUUCCAGAGGGCAAAUCGCCAUACAUUCGUAGAGAACGCAUGCCCGAUGUUAACCAGAUUUCCAAUUUGUCUAGGGAGCAGCAGAUCUGCAACUUGUGGCCUAGAAUUUCAGCUCCUCAACCGGGCGCCGUGCAGACCUUUGACAAAUGGAGGAAGAUCAUGUUCAGGCUGCUGGAUUCUGUGAGAGAACAGCGCAUCAACGCCCUGGCCAUUGUGAAAGAAUCCGCAGAUCUUGUAAUUUACCCACCUCUGGACUAA
Cyclospora cayetanensis is the source of this 990-nucleotide messenger RNA. RefSeq lists its product as uncharacterized. The transcript has 3 exons. Lineage: Eukaryota; Apicomplexa; Conoidasida; Eucoccidiorida; Eimeriidae. The record is from RefSeq and is a predicted model, not a curated record. The coding region runs from base 1 to 990 and encodes 329 amino acids.